Cucumis sativus (cucumber) is the source of this 2051-nucleotide messenger RNA. RefSeq names its product heat stress transcription factor B-2b. Bases 406 to 1431 code for a protein of 341 amino acids. The transcript is spliced from 3 exons. The record is from RefSeq and is a predicted model, not a curated record. Lineage: Eukaryota; Viridiplantae; Streptophyta; Magnoliopsida; Cucurbitales; Cucurbitaceae. Gene Ontology annotation, molecular function: RNA polymerase II cis-regulatory region sequence-specific DNA binding; DNA-binding transcription factor activity. Gene Ontology annotation, cellular component: nucleus. Gene Ontology annotation, biological process: regulation of transcription by RNA polymerase II.
UCCUAUCCUUUCUCUCUUUCUCUCUAUAAUGUCUCUUCUAUUGUGGACCCCAUCCCUUUUUUCCUUUUUAAUUUCCCUUUCCUUUUUUUUUCAAUAAUUUUUCAAAACUAUACAAAAAUAUUUCCCCUUUCCUUCUCGAACCCACGUUUUUCUUUUUUUCCUUUUCACCCCCCCCCCCCCCCGCCCCCUUCUCUUCCUUAUCAUUUACUCUCCUUACCCAGAAACUUCUAGAAACAACAAAACCUCUCUCUUUCUCUCUCUCUUACCAUUGCAGUGGCGGAGCUCAUUCUCAGGCACCGCCCCCUUCUUUAUUCUUCCCAUUCCGAUUCUAUAUUUUCUUCUAGAUUGAGACGAGAGCUGUUCAAAAUCGGAGAUCCUUGUGCUUCAGAUCUGGGAGAAGAGGCGAUGGCUCCGUCGCCGGCCGAACCGAUCGGCGAUUCGGGAACGGGAGAUUCUCAGAGAUCUAUACCCACACCGUUUCUAACGAAAACUUAUCAACUGGUUGAUGAUCCGGCGGUGGAUGAUCUUAUCUCCUGGAAUGAAGAUGGAUCUACUUUCAUAGUUUGGCGACCGGCUGAAUUUGCUCGAGAUUUACUUCCUAAAUACUUUAAGCACAAUAAUUUCUCUAGUUUCGUCCGUCAACUCAACACUUACGGAUUCCGAAAGGUUGUGCCGGACCGAUGGGAGUUUGCGAAUGAUUGUUUCCGGAAAGGUGAGAAAGGACUUCUCCGAGACAUUCAGCGGCGGAAAGUAGUGUUGUCGGUAACGACGACGACAACGACGUCGGCUGCGGUGGCUGUGCCCGUGACGGUAGCAACGUCUCCAGCUGUGUUAGCUCACGUGAUAUCGCCGGCGAACUCUGCGGAAGAGCAGGUUACGUCCUCGAAUUCAUCGCCGAUGGCAUUCCAACGAAGUACGAGCUGCACCACGACGCCAGAACUUGUAAGAGAGAACGAACGGUUAAGGAAAGAGAAUAUGCAACUGAGUCACGAGUUGACUCAGUUGAAAGGACUCUGUAACAACAUACUAUCGUUAAUGACGAAUUACGCUUCAGGUCAGCACCAGCAGUUGGAGUCGGGGAGCGUCCGGGACGGAAAGGCGUUGGAGCUCUUACCGGCAAGACAGGUGAUGGAAGACGAAGGAGCCGUCAGCGACGGGGCUCAUGAGGUGAGACUAAAAAUGGAGGAGAAGAUGACAGCGGCGGCAGCGGCGGUAGGAAUGACGCCGAAACUGUUCGGAGUGUCGAUCGGAAUGAAACGGAUGAGGAGAGAGAUAGAAGAGGAAGAAGAAGAGAUGGUGGGGCAAAAUCAUGUACAGUCGGAAGAAGGUGAGACUGGGUCAGAGAUCAAAGCGGAACCGUUGGAUGAAAACUCUGAACAUCCAGAUGGAUCCGCGUCGCCGUGGCUUGAACUCGGGAACCAAGGCUCCUGAUACAAAACGACGUCGUUCAGGAAGCUUCUAAAACGUCCUCGUUCUAAUGGCCGUUGUCGUCAUAAAUGACGGAGAAAAGAAAGAUAAGGUUUUCUUUUUUCCUUCUGGGGGUUAAGGGAAUUAGAGAGAGAGAGAGAGAGAGAGGAAGGAGACCAAACCGGGCCUAGACAGAACGAAGAAUGUCACGUGCCAAACACGUGAGCUAGAAAAUAUACCAAAUUUUAAAGUAUAUUUGUUUUAAUAAUUUAAUUUUCUUGAUUUGAUGAGGGGGCUUAGGUUGUUUGGUCCUUUGUAGAAAGACGUAACCGUGGAAAUAUGAAAACCGAACCGGGGUGGGUCGGUUGGGGAACGGGUAAAAUGACGGAGAAACCCAUGAACAACAGCAACAACAAGAAGGGCGAAAGAAGAAGAAAAAAAACCCGUCAGUUAUGUGGUUCUCUUGUUAUCCGGUUUUCAGUAACCCGGUUAGAAUGUGACGUGUAAUUGUAUUGGCCGGCCCAUUGUAACGGUUUUUUUUACCUUUUGUAAUUCUCAUUCUCUUCCCGUUUGAGAGGGGGAAUUAGUUACUUCCAAUCUUGUAAAUAUCAAUUUUGGUAACUUUCACCUUUCUGUUUGCUUUU